AUGGGAAUAUUUCCUUCAUCACAAUUAAUUCAUCCACUAAAGCAUAAUAAAUUACGUCAACAUAUUACUAAAAUUAUCCAAACUAAUGAUUUAUCAGGAGACAUUAAAAUGAACAUAGAAGUUUGUUUUAAAUUAUUAGAAAAAAUAUUUAUUUCAGUUAAUGCUGAUGAAUCAUACGCUAAAUCCUUAAGAUCAACUAUGUCUAAAUUAGUCCAAAUAUAUGAUUAUCCGUUAUUAAUAGCAUUACCUUAUGAUCGUUUGUUAUUAUCUCAAUUUUGUACAACUAAAUGUUUUGAUGGUAGAAAUGCUCAAGGAAUAAUGGUUAAUGGAAAAUAUUACUCAUUAACUAAUAAUGCAUAUACCCCUAUGUCAAAAUUAAAAAUUAAUCAUGGUUCUAUUAUUCAACUGAAAUUUACCUUUCAACCUGAUACGAUCAUUGAUGAUACUAUAUCAUCAUUUCAGAAUAAUAAAAUAGAGAUUAAUGAUUAUUGUCGAAACGUGUUAGAUAUCAAUGAAAAUAAAUUUGCUGUAACAAAGUAUCAAUGUUCAGUUGAAUUUGAUAACAAUGCAGUUAAUUUAAUGUUUCCAACUGAAGCUAUCGAUGUGAUUAUAUCAUUUGGUCAAUCAAAACAAAAAGUAGACAAUGAUAAAUCAAAAGCUAUUGCUAUUCAUCAAACCAAUUUGGGAAUCAUUUACUUAAGAUUAAAUUUAAAAUCGUCAAGUAAUUGGAUGCAUGCAUCAGCAAAAAUCAAUGAAUUAAAAAAACAGAUAAAUAAACUGAGUAUUGAGAAAAGAGAUCCUCAAAAAAAAAAUGUCAUCUGA
Rotaria sp. Silwood2 is the source of this 822-nucleotide messenger RNA. NCBI's taxonomy places the organism in Eukaryota, Metazoa, Rotifera, Eurotatoria, Philodinida, Philodinidae. The record is from the annotation of a GenBank genome assembly.